This is a messenger RNA of Penicillium macrosclerotiorum, 1116 nucleotides long. Its product is annotated as kinase-like domain-containing protein. Gene Ontology annotation, molecular function: ATP binding; protein serine/threonine kinase activity. Gene Ontology annotation, biological process: protein phosphorylation; intracellular monoatomic cation homeostasis; intracellular signal transduction. Bases 1 to 1116 code for a protein of 371 amino acids. The record is from RefSeq and is a predicted model, not a curated record. NCBI's taxonomy places the organism in Eukaryota, Fungi, Ascomycota, Eurotiomycetes, Eurotiales, Aspergillaceae. The transcript has 2 exons.
AUGGGCCCCAAAAAAGAAGGAACAACGCGUCCAUCCUUUGGUGAGGAAUAUGGCAAAUUCCUCAAAGUUCUCUAUUAUGGUGCAUCCAGCACCGUCCAACUAUAUGAGAAGAAGGCACCGAUGAUUCAACCGGCCUCACCAUCCUCUGCAUCUCCGUCAAGCCCUGUGAUGGCCCGAUUGAGGCGGGCUUCUACAUCAAAAACAAUCAGGGAACUCUAUGCCGUGAAAGUGUUUCGCCACCCAAAAUUUAAUUCUCCUCAAAUACCUACCUACCCGGAAGAUGAGAAGCCACCGGCCUUAUUGUGUCACCCAAAUAUUGUUGCGAUCACCGACAUCCUUUACAAUAAACAAGCAGAUCUAUGCCUUGUCAUGCCUUACUGUUCGGGCGGCAAUCUGCACUCUUUUCUCUCCUAUGGAGGGAAGCUAAGGGACGACCUCUCAAUCGAGGAGGUCAACUGUCUGAUAAUCCAGAUUCUGCGAGCAGUCGCCUUUUUGCAUGAGAAUAAUAUCGCCCACGGCGACAUUCGGCCGGCGCGCAUUCUCCUCACGGCUCGUGGGGCUGUGAAGCUUGGUGGGUUCGGGGAAGACGAGGACGCGGUCCGAGCCCUGGCACAAUUAUCUCAUAAUGGCAGUAGCAGCUCCGGGUUACCAGCGAAGACCAGAGUCGGCUCAGUAUCGAGUAUCAACAGUAGCAGUGGUUUAACUAUGUGCAUUCGUCAAAAAAUCACAGAUUCAAGCAUCCCAUGGCUUCCUCCAGAACGAUUUGCCAAUCGUCGCGGCUCUCAAACCGAAAACUUCAUAUGCAAAGACGUCCUCAAUAUUAAGGCUGCGGAUGUUUGGUCCUGUGGUAUUAUCUACCUGGCACUCCGUUUUGGGCAGCUGCCCUGGAAAAGUGCGCAGAAAUUGGAUGCCAGCACAUCCUUCGCGGACUACCUCCGAUGUCGUUGUGAGGAAGAUGGAUGGGGUCGUAUACAAGCCCUGGAAAGCCGUUGUCGGAACGUGGUUUAUGCCAUGUUACAUCCCGAUCCUGGACUCAGAAUUACCGCAGAGGAGAUACUGCAAUCUGAGUGGGCUCUGGGCGUUGCGAUUUGUGAAGUUGGAGAGAGGGGACUAUGA